Molecule: messenger RNA, 1308 nt
Organism: Glarea lozoyensis ATCC 20868
Lineage: Eukaryota; Fungi; Ascomycota; Leotiomycetes; Helotiales; Helotiaceae
Product: Heme oxygenase-like protein
Exons: 2
Coding region: 1-1308 (435 amino acids)
Biological process (GO): heme oxidation
Molecular function (GO): heme oxygenase (decyclizing) activity
Source: RefSeq, a predicted model, not a curated record
AUGGCUAUUCCCUCCUCGAACCCGUCGGUGGCGGAAAAACAGAUACCUCUAUCACAACAAAUUAACACCGCGACUCGUUCUCUCCAUACCAAACUUAACAAGGGAAUUCUCGCUCGUUUGCCACUCGCUAUUCCACCUUUUGCCGAUACUUCCUCGAAAUACGUCUCCGGCCUCUAUCAUAUUACCCCAAUAUACACUACCUUCGAGACCUUAUGGCAGGAAAUUGUAGAGACGCCAUGUCAAAGUGAUAACCCGAGAGAAGAGUUCUAUGAUAACUACCUAUCAUCAGGCGAACUGGUGCCUAUAAUCGAGAAUGGAGCCUCACAAGUCGAGAGGAUUAACCCGCGAACACACUCAUUACUAUCAUUCAUGCUGCUGCCUGAGCUCCUCCGAUCGAACGUCCUACGAGAUGACAUACGAGCCUUGACCGGCACGUCUGAGCACGAAAUCGAAGAACGGUUAGAGAAAGUGUCUAAAUAUGGUCAUCUGGCAGAAUUCAUCGAGCACAUGGAAGAGUCUAUAGGCAACAAACCACAUGUCAUACUCGCAUACGCAUGGGUACUUUACAUGGCACUUUUCUCCGGUGGUAGAAUUCUACGUGGGAUCCUCCAGGCAGCAAGUGGAAUCGGACGUAUAUUCUGGGAACGAGAACCUUCACCUAUCCGACCUCUCGAUCCCCACGAUGGACCCAGACGCGAACUUCGUUCAGACGCCAGUUCUCUAGCGGAAGAGAAGCGCAAAGGAAGAUCCAGACCAGGAAGCAUCCUCGAAGAAACAGGCGACGGACUAGGAUUCUUCUCUUUUCCCGGCGCGGAAGACGGCGAAGACAUCAAAUCCGAAUUCAAAUCACGAUAUGCAGAAAUCGAACUCCGUUUAACCGACUCAGAAAAAUUAGAUAUCGUAGCAGAAGCCAUCCACAUCUUCACAUUUAUGCUCGGCAUCAUCGAAGAUCUAGAUACCAUCGUCGGAACCACCGACCAAGCCAUGGAAUCCGCGAAGGCGUAUCACAAGGCCUCGAAAUUAGGCGCCGUGAGUAGUCGCGUAGAGCAGGAGACUAAAGAAGGGAAAAGUCAUGGGAAACUAGACGUCCUGCUCAGACUUCUGCACGUCAAAGAAGCUUUGCCAUCACUUGACCUGUCAAAUGGUCCGACGACACCUAGUCUUCCCCUUGGCACUCCUUCGACAACAUCUGACACCGAUCCCCUGAUGGUCGAGACCGCGAAUAUGUUCUGGCUGAAAGGCGCUGCGAUGGCUGUUCCGACGUUGGGUUGUUUAGUGCUUGUUUUAGCGUGGCAGAUGAGUUCGUGA